GCUGCCUCAUGAGGAUUAAAGUGGCAUCGUUGUUUUGAUAGUGCUAUUUGGCUGGAUCGGAUAAAACAUUGGUCAUAUUUUUGCUUGUGUAUGUUUUGUUUAUCAACCGUUUGAAUGAUUGAAACGAUAACCACCAAUCUGGUCUGCCAGCGUUAAAGGAACCCUCCAACUGCUCAACGUCACACAUUUUGUUCCAGCAGGUUCCUCCUAACUCCGCCCCGCCGGGACCACCAGGAAUAAGUGACAGCGCGUCCACCAGUCCUACCACUACCACCGCCAGGGAGCGGGCCGCGAAGACGAAGCCAUGCCGAGGAGGAGCCACUCUCAGUCGGCCUGCCGCCGCCUCGUCUCCCGCCAGACUCCCCGAGGUUUGCCAGAGGUUCUCGCCGUCUCUUGGCACUGAAGCAGAGGAGAAGUCGAUGAUGUCGUGCGGGCGGGCAAUGACGUGAUGCAACUGGUUCGUGUGGAGCGAUCUUGCGAGAAGAAACAGGUUGCAGAGAUUUUGCGUGAAAAAGGGUUUGAUGGAGAUCUGGUCGAAUGUCAGCGGGAACAAUUGUGAUAGCGGGAGGAAUUCUUGCCGGAGUGAUACUACUGUGCAUCAUCGCCGUCCUCUGUUACUGUCGACUACAGUAUUACUGCUGUAAGAAGAAUGAGGCGGAAACAGAUGCCGACCCGGCCCCGGCGCCGCCGUCCGCCCCGCUCUCCCACUUCCCGUGCGACACGUGCGACGCGCUGGCCAACGACGGGGCCGCCAUCGCGCCCGUCUCUUUGGGCCAGCUGGACGCCGCCCCCCCGUGCCGCGCCUGCUCGCCGUACACCCGCCGCGCCGCCCCGCAAGUGCUCAACGGGGGCGAGCGUCUGGGCUUCCAUACGUAUUACGAGACCCCGCUACCGUUGGUCUACAUGUGCCCGGCGUCCCCACCCAGGCCCUACAGCACCCAGGUGUGACCUUUGAACUGCUCGGUACCAGCCCACAUGAACAUACAGGGAUGUGGUUUUGGACUUUUAGGGGGGACGCAUCCUGGACUGAACCGCUGGUAAGAUCAACAUCGCACCAAAAUGUUUUUAGCAUCCUGUUCAAAUUGCAGUUGCUUUAUUUCUUACCAUUUCCCGCCCCCUCCCCCCAUUCCUAUUCUAUUUACUUCCCCCGAGAAAGUAACAAAAAUAAACAAAUAUUUUUUUUGUACCCUAUUCACAUUCUUUUUUUUUUUUUGGGAGGGGCGGGGGGUUAGUUAACAUUGUGCAACUAAAUGGACUUUGUUCUGGCUUUUAUAUGCCGGUAAUUAACAAAAAUUAAGACACACUCAUACACACAUUUUCAAAUGAACGCAACUAUUCAGUGUCGACUUGAAAUUAAGAAAAAAAAAUUUAAAAACAGAUGGUACCAUUUUUUAAGCUCUUCUUUAUCGCAUCCAUUUUCAAAAAAUUUAAAUACCAUGUGACGUAACUAAUAUUUCAUCAGUUAUUUUGUGAAGUGAGCUAUUUUGAGUCUUUCGAGACCCCCUCCUGACCUCAGUGGAGUUUACCCACCACACCCUGCUAGUGUUAACUGAGACACAACAUCCACACGUAUAAAAUUGAGGGCUAACUGUUUUCCUACACGGAAAGAUUUUAUAUCUAAAAUAUAUGCUGACUAUUGAUUUAUUGUGUCCUACAAAAAAAAAAAAAAAACAAUCAAAAAAAAACUUCAAAGGCAUCUGCCGUGAGUAUUUGUCUUUGCGUGAAAGUGACGUCUUCCAUGCUGGGACUGCUUCCUUUUUACAUCCACAAUGACGUCCGAUUUGAUUUUUAAAUAUGUACUGUUAAAUAUAUCAAGAAUGUAUCGUGUCACGCCACAAGUACAGUAAAUACCCGGAUCUAUAGCGACACAUCUGUAUUUUACACGUGUGAGUGUUGUCUGUGCGUGCGUUUUGUGCGUUUCGGUCAAAUAAAGUCGGACUGUGACUUGAAAAUCAGACUUUUGUAAAUGCUUUUUAUUUCUGCUGGAAUACAAGUCGAGAGAACAGGAGUUCAAAAGAUCAACGUAAAUCGAGAACGGAAUUCUGGAGCUUCAUUCUCGUUGAUUCAACAGAAUCUCCAGCUGUCACUGUCAUUAUUAUCUAAAGUCAUAAAGUAGCUGACGGUUGCCGAUCACUUUGAAAUCGCCGGCGUCACAACGGAUGAUUCUCUGAACGACAAACAAGACAGCGGCGCGUAAGGUGAGAUCUUCAACCCGCCAAGCCCCUCCGGUAAACAUUUCUUGAUACGGCGCUUGGGUGUAGGAUGACGAGUCAUGUAACCUCAAAGAAUUGACCGGGUGCGAAAGGCUGGGAGGAGUCCGGCUGGCGCACCUGCGCACCUCAGAUGUUCGAAAGGAGGGAGUUGCGCACCAACACGUUGACGUCGCCGUGGUGUUUGAUGCGAGGGUUCAGGUGAGAAAUUAAGAAUUCCCGGUAUGGUUUCAAAUUAGGGCGAGGAUUUUCUUUUCGCAUUAUACAUUUUUAAAGUGAUCAGUCGAUAAAGUGUUGAUCUGAUUUUUUUUUUUUUUCUGCGCGAUAUCGGAAUUAGUGCCGGACUCAAAACUGUGUUGAAUCCUAGCGAUAUUCACUUUUUAA
Hippocampus comes (tiger tail seahorse) is the source of this 2594-nucleotide messenger RNA. Its product is annotated as protein FAM163A-like. The transcript is spliced from 3 exons. NCBI's taxonomy places the organism in Eukaryota, Metazoa, Chordata, Actinopteri, Syngnathiformes, Syngnathidae. The record is from RefSeq and is a predicted model, not a curated record. The coding region runs from base 538 to 948 and encodes 136 amino acids.